Molecule: messenger RNA, 3843 nt
Organism: Haliaeetus leucocephalus (bald eagle)
Lineage: Eukaryota; Metazoa; Chordata; Aves; Accipitriformes; Accipitridae
Gene: TBC1D4
Product: TBC1 domain family, member 4
Exons: 21
Coding region: 1-3405 (1134 amino acids)
Source: RefSeq, a predicted model, not a curated record
AUGCCUGUGUUUCUAAACUGGAGCCUACACCAGAAGGUUCCUGAUGUCAUCAGCAGCAUAAGACAAGUCUCCAAAGCAGCGCUGAAAGAAGAUGCCAAACCAAGUAAGGACAGUGAAGAUGCCUUCUAUGACUCUCAAAAAUUUGAGGUCCUGUACUGUGGAAAGGUGACGGUGGCUCACAAGAAAGCUCCCUCCACACUAAUUGAUGAUUGCAUUGAGAAAUUCAGCCUUCAUGAGCGCCAGCGCCUGAAACUAUUAAACGAGCAGCGGAAUAACGAGUCAAAUUUGGACUUACCCCUGUGUGAAGGAAAUGUGCCAGCUUCUCCAUCGGAUAGCCCAUUUGAGGAGCUGGACAGCCCAAAUAACACUGCGGGGCAUGCUGCGAUGUUUACAAUCGGCAGCCAGACCAACUUGACCAACCUGGCCAGCACUCGUGGCUCCUUUCCAGAGCGAAUUUUAGAGGACUCUGGCUUUGAUGAGCAGCAAGAGUUUCGCUCCCGGUGCAGCAGCGUCACUGCAGUUAUGCAAAGAAGGGUUCAUGAUACAAACCUGAAAAUACAGCCACGCAGAAGACAUGCAAGUGCACCCAGUCAUGUUCAGCCCUCCGACUCUGAGAAGAACAGGACAAUGUUGUUUCAGGUUGGAAGGUUUGAAGUUAACCUCAUCAGUCCGGACACCAAAUCUGUUGUGCUUGAAAAGAAUUUUAAAGAUAUCUCUUCAUGUUCUCAGGGUAUAAAACACGUUGAUCACUUUGGUUUCAUUUGCCGGGAAUCUUUUGAACCUGGGUUAAGCCAGUAUGUUUGCUAUGUAUUCCAGUGUGCAAGUGAGUCUCUGGUUGAUGAGGUAAUGCUUACCCUGAAACAAGCCUUUAGCACUGCUGCAGCUCUGCAAAAUGCCAAGACACAGAUUAAACUGUGCGAGGCCUGCCCUAUGCAUUCGUUGCACAAACUUUGUGAAAGAAUUGAAGGACUCUAUCCACCAAGAGCCAAACUUGUAAUUCAGAGACAUUUGUCGUCACUAACUGAUAACGAGCAAGCAGACAUUUUUGAACGUGUUCAGAAAAUGAAGCCUGACAAUGACCAGGAAGAAAAUGAACUUGUGAUCUUACAUCUACGCCAACUCUGUGAAACUAAGCAGAAAACGCACAUUCACAUUGGUGAAGCACCAUUGACCGUUUCUAACAGUGCGAUUCCAGAAAGCACCACCAGUGGUGGCAGGUUUAAACUUGACAUUCUGAAAAACAAGGCCAAGAAAUCCUUGACUAGCUCUCUGGAAAAUAUCUUCUCAAGGGGAGCCAACAGAAUGCGGGGCCGCCUGGGAAGCGUGGACAGCUUUGAGCGCUGCAACAGCCUUGCUUCUGACAAAGACGCUUCGCCGGGCGAUUCUCCGCCAGCUACUCCUCCAGCGUCCCCCGUGUCCUCGGCCUGGCAGCCGUUUCCCGAGGAAGACUCGGACUCCCCCCAGUUCAGGAGGCGUGCGCACACCUUCAGCCACCCCCCCUCCAGUGCCAAGCGGAGGAUAACCUUCCAGAACGGGAGGUCCCAGAGCGUCCGCUCCCCGCUGCUGCGGCAGGGCUGCAUCGAGACGACAAGUCCUACUGUCGGGGUUCGGCGCGCUUUCAGUGAGAGUGAGUCUGCAUCACCUGGUCUCUCCUCCUCUGUCUCUGCCCCUUCUUUCCUGAAAACCUUUUACCAGGGCUCAGGAAGGUUGCUCCAGCACUCAGAAAGUGACCUCUCCAAGAGUGAUGGGGAGGGAAAGAAAAGAACAUCAACUGUCUGCAGCAGUGAAUCUCUAAAUGCUGUGGGGGCCACGCUCACACCUCGCCGCAUCUCCUGGCGGCGAAGAAUAUUCCUGCAGGUAGCUUCACCUAUGAAUAAAUCUCCUUCCAAGAUGCAGCAUCCAGAUGGUCAUGAUGGAAGUGAAUUGUUACCGUUAUCCCCUCUUGCUCCACCCCUGGAGGAGGACCCUUUUGUUCUAGUAUUGCAAAAUGAGGAUGGUCCAGAUAAAACUGGAGAGAGGAAAAACUCAGAAGAACUACAAAGUCUGUGGAGAAAAGCCAUCCAUCAACAAAUUCUGUUACUUCGAAUGGAAAAAGAAAACCAGAAGCUGGAAGAAGCAAGCAGAGAUGAGCUUCAAUCAAGAAAAGUAAAACUGGACUAUGAUGAAGUUGGUACAUGUCAGAAAGAUGUCAUAAAUGUUUGGGAUAAGAAGUUACUAAACUGCAGAGCCAAAAUCCGAUGUGACAUGGAAGAUAUUCAUUCCACUUUGAAAGAAGGCGUACCAAAAAGUCGUCGGGGAGAAAUUUGGCAGUUUUUGGCUGUGCAACAUCGAGUCAGACACAGACUGCCAAACAAGCAGCAGCCUCCUGAUGUCUCUUACAAAGAACUUCUAAAACAACUGACUGCUCAACAGCAUGCCAUCCUUGUAGAUCUAGGACGGACAUUCCCUACGCAUCCUUACUUUUCUGCCCACCUGGGAGCAGGACAGCUAUCACUCUUUAAUCUCCUGAAAGCAUACUCUUUGCUGGACAAAGAAGUGGGUUAUUGUCAAGGUAUCAGCUUUGUAGCUGGAGUGCUGCUUCUACACAUGAGUGAAGAACAGGCCUUUGAAAUGCUGAAAUUCCUCAUGUAUGACCUUGGGUUCCGUAAACAGUACAGGCCAGACAUGAUGUCGCUACAGAUUCAGAUGUAUCAGCUCUCAAGGCUUCUUCAUGAUUAUCACAGAGACCUGUAUAAUCAUCUUGAAGAAAAUGAAAUCAGUCCCAGUCUUUAUGCUGCACCGUGGUUUCUUACACUGUUCGCAUCUCAGUUUCCAUUAGGAUUUGUAGCCAGAGUAUUUGACAUUAUUUUUCUUCAAGGAACGGAAGUCAUAUUUAAAGUAGCACUGAGCCUACUUAGCAGUCAAGAAACAUCUAUAAUGGGAUGUGAGAGUUUUGAGAACAUUGUUGAUUUUCUUAAAACUGCUAUUCCAGAUAUGACUCAGCCUCAAAUGGAAAAAAUUAUUACUCAGGUGUUUGAGAUGGAUAUUUCAAAACAGCUCCAUGCCUAUGAAGUAGAGUACCAUGUUCUUCAGGAUGAACUGCAGGAAAAUGUGAAUCCCUGUGAUGAAGGUGAACCCCUGGAGAAGCUGGAGAGGGCAAACAGUCAUCUGAAGAGACAAAACAUGGAUUUGUUGGAGAAGCUACAGGUUGCUCAUGCUAAAAUUCAGAGUCUGGAAUCCAGCCUGGAGACUAUUUUGACUCGAGAAAACAAAAUGAAAACUGUAAUUCAGUCCCUGGAACAGGAGAAGAUAACAUAUCAAAAGACUCUUGAGCAGAUAAUGAAGUAUUUGCCAGCAGAAGCAUUGUCUGACUGUGAACUGCUCCUGAAGGAAGUAAACUACAAUCCAAAUAAUAAAAUAAAAUAAGGAGUAAGCCAUAAAACAAGGUUUUCUAGGCAGCAUCUUUUCAAAAAAAGGGAAAGAAAAGAUGAGCAUGCUGCUUUCAAAGGACUUAGCAAUAGGCAACGAACGGUAUUAUCCAAAACUAGUGCUGGGACACUCAUAGCUACAGAUGGGCCUUCAAAUGUCAGUAUGCAAAUUCAGGCUAUUAAUUUUUUUAUGAUUAUGUAAAUAAAUCACAAGGGGGAAAUAAAGGAUUGUCACAUGUAAUUAUUAUUAGUAGGUGUAUAUUUAGAGUUGACUUAAAGGAAAAGAGAAAUUUCAGUAGUCAAAGCCAAGAUAAUGGUGAUCUACAAAUUCACUCUGGAUGUGCUUGUCUUGUAGUGAAAUGAGAAUAGCGUGUCUUAUAUAUAUAUGUAUGUUGAAUAAUACUUGAAGAAAAAAAAAAGAAUGUAAUUUUCCCUC